Molecule: messenger RNA, 322 nt
Organism: Caenorhabditis angaria
Lineage: Eukaryota; Metazoa; Nematoda; Chromadorea; Rhabditida; Rhabditidae
Source: the annotation of a GenBank genome assembly
AUGUCUGGUCAUCAUGAACAUGAACAUAGUCUCGAAUCAUUUGAACCACUUCAUUUGAAUGAGGAUACAACCACAUAUUUGAUACUUGCUGCUGUUAUUUAUUGUGAGAUUUCUAAUUUUUGUUUUUCAGUUAUUUUGGAAUUACACAUUUUUAGUGUUUUUAUCAAGUGUUGCAAUUAUUUACCAUGCAAUGAUUAGAAAUGAUGAUUUUGAAGUGGAUUUUCGAGAAGAAAGUGUUCCAGAUGUUGAAUUCUAUACUUAUAGUGGUUUUGCAUUUCCAGAAAGUUAUUAUACUGAUAGAAAACGAUCAAAAGAAAAUUAA